GACAAUUGAGGAAACUUUACCAAAAACCGCAGACGAGCACAUUUUGCAGAAGAACGCAGCACGUUUACACGCAGACGAUGGACAACAAUCUCGGUGUCGAAGAUGAAGUGAUCAAGACAGCCUUGUCUGCAUCCUUGGAAGCUUGCGCGAAUCCAAAGGAGCUGCCUUUCGUUGUAAGGAAGGUCGACAGUAGCCCUUCGCAGGUCGUCGUGGCCUUCCCUGGAUCAUGGUCUCCCAAUGACUGGUUCGCAGGCGACGGCGAAGCGAAUUCUUUCGGAGAGACCAAGAUUAACGACAAGAAGUUGCCUUCCCUCAGGAGCCUCAGGGUCGAGGGGUUUGCCAAGGUCAACGAGGCAUUCAUGGCACGGUUCCUGCGGAUUCUGGAGGAUAGCAAUCAAACGUUUUGCAAGGAGGUGACAAAGGCGGUGGAGAAUGAUAAGCAAUUAGUAUUUUCAGGCCAUUCAUCAGGCGGUCCAAUCGCGAUAUACGCGACUGUUUGGUUCCUUGAGAAGUACAUAAGAUCAAACGAGAAGCAGACUUCCCGUCCCCCGCUCUGUUUAACAUUUGCAUCCCCACUUACCUCUGACCGCACCUUUUGCCAUGCCGUCCAGCGUGAGGGUUGGUCUGAUUGCUUCAUCCACUUUGUUACAAAACUCGACAUUGUUCCUAGGAUUCUAUUCGCUCCUCGCUCUUCUGCAACAGAGUUGCUACUAGAAAUUCCCCCUUUCAUCGACCCACAUCACAAAGCCGAUGAAAAAAAAAUGGCUUCCUUAUUUGCGAGUGUGAUGAAGAGUGUGUCAUGUGUUGCAAACAGUGCAGCUUGUACACUAAAGGGAAGCAAGCAUACAUUAUCUGAAACCAUGUCUAGAUUCAUCAAGCUAAGCCCUUACAGACCGUGCGGGAAGUAUGUUUUUUGCACCGAGACUGGAAGGUUGGUGAUUGUGAAGAACCCAGAUGCGGUUCUUCAACUGUUGUUUUACUCCUUACAGAUCGAGUCUGAAACAGAGCUUCAGAAGAGAGCAGUGGCAAGCUUAAAGGCACAUUGGACGUAUAAAGAUGCAUUAGAUAAAAGCUUGGCCAGGCACAAUGUAGUUCGUUUAGAGAAGCUCCGAGAAUUACCUCUCAGCUCCGACGAUCCUGUAGACAUUCAGGUCAAGACGAUUGGUGCUGCGCUGAAUGACCUUAACCUGAGCGAACUGGCGAGGCUGUGCCUUCGUGCUGCUGGAGAGUUUGAGAAGCAGAAAGAGCAUAACAGAAACACCGUCAAAGGCAACAAAGAUGCGAUAAACAAAACCCUCAAAGCAUUAGAAGAGUAUCGGACCACGUGCAGGAAUGAUGGCGUGGGAUAUUAUGAUGCUUUCAAGAUGCAAAAGAAAGAACAAGACUUCAAGGCCAACGUGAAGAGACUUGAACUGGCAACUAUUUGGGACGAGAUUAUCGAAAUGGUAAGACACGGGCAGCUCCCUGAUGAGUUUGAGGCAGAGAAAGAAUGGGUGGACCUCGGCACGCAGUUUCGCCGACUUGUGGAGCCAAUAGACAUAGCCAACUACUAUCGGCACAAGAAGAAUGAAGACGCAGGUCCUUAUAUGAUCAGAGGAAGGCCAAGUCGGUACCAUUAUCCGCAAAGAUGGCGAGAAAAUGCUGAGCAGUUGGAUAGAGAUUCAAGUGGCGAAUCCUGCUUUUGGGCUGAGGUGGAGGAGCUCGAGGAUGAAGUUACUAACAAGAGGCCAUGGAAAGAAAUAGAGAACAGGGUUUUGACUUUGGAGAAGAACCUGAGAAAAUGGUAUGAUAAAGAGGAGGUGGAGAAGGAUGUGUUCUUAGAAGAUAGCACACUCGUCAAGUGGUGGCGAUCUCUCCCGGACGACCAUAAGGCAAAUUCCUGCAUCAAAGGACUCAUGCCAAGCUGAAAAUUCCUCACUGCUGCAAAUUUGCUUGAAAAGCUAGACCCAGUAACAGGCUGGCAUCAUUCAAAGUCCAGUCAUUCCCCUUUUCAGUUGAUUCUCUCCGUAAAAUAAACGUUGUUAAUGAAAUGAACUGCCAUUUGAGUUUUGACUUUCAAAUUAAGAUACAAGGGUAUUUUAGAUCAUGCACAUUUAUUUUAGGGAUCUUUGAAGAGAGACUAUAAAAGGAAUGCGUAUAAUAACACA
Molecule: messenger RNA, 2147 nt
Organism: Eucalyptus grandis
Lineage: Eukaryota; Viridiplantae; Streptophyta; Magnoliopsida; Myrtales; Myrtaceae
Product: protein EDS1L
Exons: 3
Coding region: 78-1907 (609 amino acids)
Biological process (GO): defense response; lipid metabolic process
Source: RefSeq, a predicted model, not a curated record